Diachasma alloeum is the source of this 1140-nucleotide messenger RNA. RefSeq names its product transcriptional adapter 1. The transcript is spliced from 6 exons. Gene Ontology annotation, cellular component: SAGA complex. The coding region runs from base 73 to 1050 and encodes 325 amino acids. Lineage: Eukaryota; Metazoa; Arthropoda; Insecta; Hymenoptera; Braconidae. Gene Ontology annotation, biological process: regulation of transcription by RNA polymerase II. Gene Ontology annotation, molecular function: transcription coactivator activity. The record is from RefSeq and is a predicted model, not a curated record.
UUUACAAGCAUCUGGUGCUCCGAAAUUUUGACACAAUCACUCGCAGAAACCUACAUGCAUUAGUUAUUGAAAAUGACAUCUUCCAAGGAUCUUAACGUGGCCAGAAAAACCCUCAUCGCUUCUCUCGGUGAAAACGCAAAAGUGUACUUCGAGAAGAUGAAGCAGUGGUUUCAGAUGAAGACCUCGAAGGAGGAAUUCGACUGCGAAGCACGAAAUAUCAUGACUGAGGAGCAGGUUCAUCUUCACAAUGAAUUUCUCCUUUGUUUAUUUAAUAAAGUCAGGGGUCUCGCAACUGCAACACCGGGGAGGACUAUUAAAGUCAAUAAUACUCACCCGCAUGUGGACAAAGAUAAAACAAUAAAAGAGAAGAGAUUACGAUUGAAACGAAAGUUUAAAACUGACAAAUCAAAUUUUGAGCCGGCGGACGUGUACAUAGAAGUCCUAAGUCAAAAUUCAUCACCAGUUGGCGACGAGCCCAUCGGCGCCAACCGUUCCAGCGCUCAAGAGCUCGUUCUUCCUGAUCGUACCUUCGUCCUGGCCAGGCUCAUGCUGGCUGCCUGGGAGAAUAACAUGGACGGCGCCGAGGAGAACACUGCGCACAUCAUUAUUGCUGCCACUCAAAUAUUUUUAAAGAAUUUGAUAACAGCAAUUAUCACGAGGAGAAAGGGCUUCGCCGUUAGGGACGAGAGUUUUAUUUAUAAUAUUGGGGAACCUGUGCCAAGUUCGUGGAAGAGGAACACCAUUUCUAUACCUCAUAGUCUAUUUUCUAGUACUCCGACAGAUGUCGUAGAUUCUGAUGGACAAGUACCUGCUGUAAAACAAAGUAUUGAUGAUAUUGAGCAAGCAACUGCCUUUGCAAUGGCGUGUUCUUCGCAAACAUUGCCACCUGAGCUGCCUCCUGUUAGUGUUGCAGAUUUGUUACAUACGUUAAAGGUUCAUAAAAAUCUCGUGAACAAUCACACCCUCUACGCAACAAAUAUGGAACGUCUAUUCACGUACCCAACUCAUCCAACCUGGGACGACCUAGAGGUGAAAAAAUUGUUGUGUUAAAUUUGUUAAAUUAUUACUGACCUUCAUCAGAUGUACCAAACUCAAGACUGAAAAAUAAACGAUAUGAGAGUAAGGGUAAUUUAAUCAACA